Rhagoletis zephyria (snowberry fruit fly) is the source of this 1086-nucleotide messenger RNA. The record is from RefSeq and is a predicted model, not a curated record. Lineage: Eukaryota; Metazoa; Arthropoda; Insecta; Diptera; Tephritidae.
AUGCAGAUCAACCAGGGCCAAAAUGCUUUGCUCUACCAGUCACCAAGUUCAGCCAUUUACGGGCAUUUGAUGCAACAGCAGCAACAGCAGCAGCAACGACCAGUGGCCGUUGGAGGGCUGUCACAGAUGGCCGUCAUUCAGCCUUCAAUUUCCUACCAAAACCUGCACUAUGAAUCGUCGAUGGCUGUUGCUGCGGCCGCCGCUGGAGAACUGGCCAACUAUGGGCAAAGCUCUGCCGGUCAUCAGCAGCAGCUGUACAACCACAGCCAGCGUCCAAUGACUAGCAUCGGCUUUGCUAUGCCUAACAAUCGAGUCGAUGGAAGCGGAGGAGGAGGAGGAGGAGGAGGAGGUGUUGUUGGCGGCUCGGGACUCUACCAGCAAUUUCAGCACCCUCAACAGCUGAUUCAGCAGCAACAGCAGCAGCAACAGCAGUCCACCUCGCCGCCUAGUCAGACACUGCUGAGCGUCAGCUCUUCAGCUCGUCCCUUUGCCCUCUCUUCCACCUCCUCAGCGUCAUUGCCCUCCACCCCGGAGCACUCCUCUGCCAACUUUCACUACGGAGUGUUGCCCACUGCAGCGGCGGCCACCGGCGCCCGAACGCCCACAGCGGCCCACAGUUUGCAGCACCAGCAACAGCAGCAAAAAUCAAUGCAAACUCUUCCUCCGAUUUCCAACAACACCUAUGAGCAGAUUGCUGCCAUUGGAGGCGAUGGAGCCAUCCUCUCAACGGCCCAUCACCAGAAACCGCAACAGCAGCAGACAAUCUACGGAACAAUUGGACAGGUAAGAGGCGGCGGAGUUGUUCCGCAAUUGUCCUCUCCGCCAGGCACUGCUACUGCCAUUGUCGUCCAACAAGAGAUUCAAAAGGAGGCGUCAGUUGACAGUAAGCAAAGUCCACUUUCGCUGCCCAGCAGUAAAGUGCGCACUCGAUACGUCUGCAUCGGCGGCAAUGACUCGGAGCUCUCCUUUCAACCUAACAUGAUCAUCACCAAUGUGCGUCCUUCACGAGAGCCCGGCUGGAUUGAGGGCUACCUUAACGGCAGAACUGGCCUAGUGCCGCUGAAUUACGUUGAAUUUAUUGAGUAG